CCCGCCUCGGCCGCCGAGUUCCCACCCGCGUACUGUCGGGUCCUGGUUCACCCCGGCGCCGCCCAACUUGUGUGCACAGAGGGCGCGCAUGGCGGCGGUGGGGCCGCGAACAGGCCCGGGCGCCGGGGCCGAAGCGCUGGCACUGGCGGCGGAGCUGCAGGGCCUAGCCGCGGUGGCCGCGCUGUUGCGGCGAUUCAGCCUGCCCCCGGCUACACCGGGCGAGCGCGGGCCCCCGGAGGCGGCGGCGGAGGCCGAGUGUGUACAGCACGGCGAACCGCUCAAACUCUACUGCCAGGACGACGGACGCGCCAUUUGCGUGGUGUGCGACCGCGCCCGCGAGCACCGUGCGCACGCCGUAUUGCCGCUAGACGAGGCAGUGCAGGAGGCCAAGGAGCUCCUGGAGUCCAGGCUGAAGGUCUUGAAGAAGGAUCUGGAGGACUAUGAGGUGUUUCGUUCCACCGAAGAGAAGGAGAGCAAAGAGCUGCUGAAGCAGAUGGCAGCUGAGCGAGAGAAGGUAGGGGCAGAGUUCCAGGCACUGCGGGCCUUCCUUGUGGAGCAGGAGGGCCGGCUCCUGGGCCGCCUGGAGGAGCUGUCCCGGGAGGUGACACAAAAGCAGAAUGAAAACCUGGCCCAGCUCGGGGGAGAGAUCACCCAGCUCUCCAAGCUCAGCAGCCAGAUCCAGGAGACAGCUCGCAAGCCUGACCUUGACUUUCUUCAGGAAUUCAAAAACACACUCAGCAGGUGCAGCAAUGUGCCUGCCCCCAAGCCAAGCACAGUCUCUUCUGAGAUGAAGAAUAAAGUCUGGAAUGUUUCCCUCAAGACCUUUGUCUUAAAGGGGCUGCUCAAGAAGUUCAAAGAGGAUCUUCGCGGAGAGCUGGAGAAAGAGGAGAAAGUGGAGCUGACCUUGGACCCCGAUACGGCCAACCCCCGCCUCAUUCUCUCUCUGGAUCUUAAGAGCGUGCGCCUUGGACAGCGGGUCCAAGACCUGCCCAGCCACCCGCGUCGCUUCGAUACCAACACUCGAGUCCUGGCGUCCUGUGGCUUCUCCUCCGGGCGGCACCACUGGGAGGUGGAGGUGGGCCCCCAGGACGGCUGGGCCUUCGGCGUGGCCCGCGAGAGUGUGCGCCGCAAGGGCCUCACGCCCUUCACCCCAGAAGAGGGCGUCUGGGCGCUGCAGCUCAAUGGCGGGCAGUACUGGGCAGUGACCAGCCCUGAGCGGACACCCCUCAGCUGUGGGCAUCUGUCCCGCGUGCGGGUGGCGCUGGACCUGGAGGUGGGGGCCGUGUCCUUCUACGCCGUGGAGGACAUGCGCCACCUUUACACCUUCCGCGUCAACUUCCAUGAGCGCGUGUUUCCCCUUUUCUCUGUCUGCUCCACUGGCACCUACUUGCGAAUCUGGCCUUGAGGGGCAUUACCCAGCCCCCCAGGUUCGCGGGGCCAGGAUGGCUCAGUUAAGGGUGAACUCGCCCUCUUGGCUGCCUGUGGGAUGGGAGGUGGUUCUCCUUCCGGAGCCUCCUGCUCACUUUUGGUCUACCUGUCACUCUCCUGCCCCCAGCUGCCUUAGAGGAGUUUCUGGUGACCACAGUAUGAAAACUGAGCAGUGGAGGAAAGGGGCUCUGUGGUCACUUGAGCAGAGGAAGAUGCCUUGGAUCCUCAGGGCCUGUCCCCUGCCUGCUGUUCUGGCAUGUGGAUUUGGCCUGCUGUGAUGAGGUGGGGGCGGGUGAGGACAGGAGCCCACCUGUUGACAGAGGUGCUUCUUUUCACUCUGGCUUACUGCCCAGACUCAGUAGGGCUUCUCGCUCCCUGGAACAUCAAGCCCUGGUCCUGUGAUGUCCUCAGUUGCAAGGUGGGGAGCCAGCCAGGUUCAUUAUCACUUCUGCUUUGUUUGCCUUCUUGUCAGCUGCUAGCUCUGCCUUCAGAGACCUGAAUCCAGCUGGCCUGACCAAAUCAUCUGCUCAGGGAGGAGCACUGUACUCCCAGCUCAGAGGACAGUCUGGGGCAGGACUGGAAGGAAAACCUUGACCUGCACAUGAGGGAGAAGCUCAGGACAACAGUAUAUAGGCAUGGCUACCUUCCAAUAUCCCUCAACUUGAUGUUACAGAGUAAUAUGCAGAUCCUUGGCCACAGCGACAGCCAUGUGUGUUCACAGAUGCCUGAAUCCCUCUCAAGUGCCAAAGUACAGUCUUCCUUGGGUAAGGAGACCAAAAUUUCUGGAAUUUUGAAACACAAGACAGCACUUAUAAUUUUACAGAUUUAACUAACACCAGCAUGGAAAUGGACAGAGCACACACAUGCCCCUGACAGAUUCUUUCUGGAACUUGUCAAAUGUAUGCCAACGGCAGAGGAUGCUAGUUUCAAGGCCAGAUCAGCUUGUGGCCAUUAUUGCCCCGGCGAAUUGUUCCCCGGCUUCUGUAUGGCUGGGCUUUCUUGGAGGGUGGUGGUGGGCUGUUCCUUGCUUAGUGCUCCACAGGCAAAGGAGAUGGAGAUGGAAAUACAGACUGUGAACUCA
Pteropus alecto (black flying fox) is the source of this 2509-nucleotide messenger RNA. It is a transcript of the gene TRIM7, whose product is annotated as tripartite motif containing 7. The record is from RefSeq and is a predicted model, not a curated record. The transcript is spliced from 8 exons. Gene Ontology annotation, molecular function: protein binding; zinc ion binding. Bases 89 to 1405 code for a protein of 438 amino acids. Lineage: Eukaryota; Metazoa; Chordata; Mammalia; Chiroptera; Pteropodidae.